Messenger RNA from Adineta steineri, 555 nucleotides. The record is from the annotation of a GenBank genome assembly. NCBI's taxonomy places the organism in Eukaryota, Metazoa, Rotifera, Eurotatoria, Adinetida, Adinetidae.
AUGGACGACAACAAUAACAAUAUAUUUGAUGUGUUAGAAUCGCCAUCAUCUCCAAAAUCAAUUAAUGAUUCACAAGUUAAAUCAACAACAACAAUAUCAUCGACUAAUAUACUUUCUAUUCGCCGUUCCCAUCUUCCGUUGAUGAAUGCAGGCAGUGGAUUGUAUCCUUCUUCUUCAUCAUCAUCUGAACCAUCAUCACCCGGUGAAGUUCAACGACAAAAACGAAGAGAUCGUGCACUACAUGGUCUUGGUUUUGCUAAUCCCGGUCCAAAAAAUUUAGUAAAUGUAGCUAAUGUACCACCAAGACGUUUAAAAACUCGUGAACCAUCUACACAAGAAAAACCCAGUGCCAGUAAACCCUUGUAUGAUAAAUCAGGUCUUCUCAUAUCCGAUCAAACUGAUCGAUGUGAUUGUAAUCGUCUAAAAUGUCCCGGAUGCUUUUUACCUUGUACAAAUUGUCAAUCAUCAAAAUGUGGUCUCGAAUGUCGAAAUCUUCGAACUUAUUCUUAUGAAUAUCGUUUGUAUGGUACAAACAAAGAAAUAACACAGCAAUAA